This is a messenger RNA of Cyclopterus lumpus (lumpfish), 1800 nucleotides long. Its product is annotated as histone H3. The transcript has a single exon. Gene Ontology annotation, cellular component: nucleosome. Lineage: Eukaryota; Metazoa; Chordata; Actinopteri; Perciformes; Cyclopteridae. Gene Ontology annotation, molecular function: structural constituent of chromatin; protein heterodimerization activity; DNA binding. The coding region runs from base 43 to 453 and encodes 136 amino acids. The record is from RefSeq and is a predicted model, not a curated record.
UGACGGCAUGUUUCUCCUGAUCAGAGACGAGAAGAAGAAGUCAUGGCGAGAACCAAGCAGACGGCUCGUAAAUCCACCGGAGGCAAAGCCCCCAGGAAGCAGCUGGCCACCAAGGCUGCUCGGAAGAGCGCCCCGGCCACCGGCGGCGUGAAGAAGCCUCACCGUUACCGGCCCGGUACCGUGGCCCUGAGGGAGAUCCGUCGCUACCAGAAGUCCACGGAGCUGCUGAUCCGCAAGCUGCCCUUCCAGCGUCUCGUGAGAGAAAUCGCUCAGGACUUCAAGACCGACCUGCGCUUCCAGAGCUCCGCUGUUAUGGCUCUGCAGGAGUCCAGCGAGGCUUACCUGGUCGGCCUCUUCGAGGACACCAACCUGUGCGCCAUCCACGCCAAGAGGGUCACCAUCAUGCCCAAAGACAUCCAGCUGGCCCGUCGCAUCCGCGGAGAGCGAGCUUAGACUGUCUGCUGUCCACGACCCACAACGGCUCUUUUAAGAGCCACCUCACUCUCUCUGAAGAGCUCCUUCCUCUCUGUUAACAACGUUUUACGAUCAAAGGCAAUGGAUCAAAUCAGUCGUACUGGUAUUUUCUACAGCCUAAAUAAUAUGAAGGCUCCAUUACCGACCAGCUUCAACAUUUUAUUUAAUAUAAAAAUGGCCCAAAUUAUAAAAUGUAGUUGGGAUACAGUAAAAUGCUGUUUUGUAGUAAUGCAGUACUGUUAAUACAGUAUAUUCAUACGAUUACUGUACAAUUGCAGUAGUUUAUUGUAAAUCUAAAAACAUAAAUGUACUGGCAACCAUGCUACCAGUAACUAACUGUAUUGCAUUUCGUCAGGUGGUAUACGAUUAUAAAAACGUCUGCUUCUUCUCUUCUAUAUUAGUUUAUUACACCAGAUUGGAAAUUAUGCCAUGUAAAUCACUUUUCUACAUCAGAUAUCUGAGGUGGGGCAACUCAUGAAGCCACAGUACAGACUUCACACACAUGUUUAUCAUUUAAGAUUGUGUAUCUUGCAGCUGUCCAAAAGGGGCAAGACAAGAGAUGUACAGAUAGGGUCACGGUGGUGUGUUGUUCAGUGACAGUGCAUAUCUGCUGAUUUGUCUACACAGUCACAUUGUGAUUGUCCUCGACAUUGAACAUUAUAGUAAUCAUAAAGUAAGUGUUUGAGUACACAACUGGUCAGCUUGUCUUUCAGCAACAAGCAGUGGGAGACAAUAUGUCCCUGAUCAAUGCUGUUGUUCAGUAUGUGGCGUCUAAUUAAGUGACAUAUUUUACUGUAUAGUUUGUUUUCCGUUUCAAACAUCGUUUGUAAAGGCAAAAACUGUUUCCCUGGAUAACUGUGUUGAAGCAAGAGGCUACAGCGUGUGUUAGUUAACUUGUCAUUAAAGGGGAAUUUAUACUAUUUUACACUACGUGAUGGGUAUGCGACAUUAGCCUACAUAUUUGUAUAUUGCAUGCAAAGCGUGGUGAAAGGAAACAAAGUCUUUUCCUCUCGCCCCUCGAGGCUACGGAGCUCCAACAGCAGCCAAGAGGUUGUUGUGUUCCUCUUUGUGGUCAAGCUGAACCUUAAAGGAGGCCUCUUUUAUCAAUGUGUGCUUCUACAGGAACGAGUUCUCCUGCUGCCAGAGAAAAUGUUCACUCUGCAGCUGAAAACAAAAAAAGGAAGUCAAUAAACAUUUUGGGGGGGGAUUUAGCAGUACACUGUCCCCUGUGUUUGAACUACUCUGAGAUAAGCCUACACAGUAAUGCUGAUGUGCUGCAGUAAGAAAAGGGUGCGACAAAUAAAACACUUCCUCUUGUGUCAUAUA